This is a messenger RNA of Boleophthalmus pectinirostris (great blue-spotted mudskipper), 354 nucleotides long. RefSeq names its product 15-hydroxyprostaglandin dehydrogenase [NAD(+)]-like. The record is from RefSeq and is a predicted model, not a curated record. Lineage: Eukaryota; Metazoa; Chordata; Actinopteri; Gobiiformes; Gobiidae. The transcript has 4 exons. Gene Ontology annotation, cellular component: cytoplasm. Gene Ontology annotation, molecular function: oxidoreductase activity, acting on the CH-OH group of donors, NAD or NADP as acceptor. Bases 1 to 354 code for a protein of 117 amino acids.
AUGGCACUGAGCGGGAAAGUGGCACUGGUGACCGGAGGAGCCAUGGGCAUCGGACGAGCCAUGGUGGAGGAGCUGCUCACCAACGGGGCCAAGGUGGCGCUGUUGGACGUGAGCGCAGCAGCCGGGACGAGUUUAGUGGAAAAUCUGGAGGAAAAGUUUGGAAAAGACAAAACUUUAUUUAUUGAAUGUGACGUUCAGUCUGAAGAACAACUGAAAGCUGCUUUUCAGAAAAUCGUGGAGACUUUUGGAAAACUGGACAUUGUUUGUAACAACGCUGGAGUUUUUGACGAGACUCAGUGGGAGAAGACGGUGUCCAUCAACCUGGUGAGGACAAGAGUCGGACUCACUGUGUGA